GCGGUACCAGCCGUGCAACGUCAUCACCAAGGAAAGACUGACAUGCCGCUGUCCGUAGUAACAGAUCACACCCGGCGUAGUGGCCGUCAUGUACCCAGUCACUGGCCGCUCCUCAGAGCCGCACUCAUCUAAGGAGAAGAGACCAGAACACCAUCGCAGUCUUUGAAGCAGGCGAGGAGCGGGCGUGGCUUUACAGAGAGGCGUGGCUGGAUCUAAGGCGUGGUGAUUGAGUUGAGUCGCUGGUUGGGCGUGUCCAGUGGCUGCGCUUGCCGGGGUGGGCGGGGCGAAGCUGGUCGGGCUGUCUGUGGUCAGUUGAGCUGGGCGCUCCGGGCGGUGUGUGGCUGAGGAGGGAGCGCUGGAGGCGGCGAGGAUACACAGGACGGAGCCGGGGGAGCCUGCAGUGGGUCUUUGAUUUCUGACGAGUAGAAGAUUUGAUGUGGCGAAGUGCCCAAAAGAUUAGAAGAUGACGGACGAGGUGGUUGUGGUCGCCAAGUUUGACUAUGUGGCCCAGCAAGAUCAAGAAUUGGACAUCAAAAAGAAUGAGCGACUCCUGCUUCUAGAUGACUCCAAAUCCUGGUGGCGGGUGCGGAAUUCAAUGAACAAGACUGGCUUUGUGCCCUCUAACUAUGUAGAGAGAAAGAACAGUGCCCGAAAGGCCUCUAUUGUGAAGAACUUAAAGGACACAUUGGGUAUUGGAAAAGUGAAGAGGAAAACGAACAUGCCUGAUUCCUCUUCCACAGCAGAUGAAAGCUCAGAUACAGAACGUCUGUAUGACCUUAACAUGCCAGCUUAUGUUAAGUUCACAUACGCAGCUGAAAGGGAAGAUGAGCUAUCUUUGGUGAAAGGCACGAAGGUGAUUGUAAUGGAAAAGUGCAGUGAUGGCUGGUGGCGGGGCAGUUACAAUGGACGUGUAGGCUGGUUCCCCUCCAACUACGUGACUGAGGAGAAUGAUAGCCCCUCUGGUGACCAAGUAGGAACUUUGUCGGAAAAAUUGGCAGCAGUUGUCAACAAUCUCAACAAUGGUCGUUCACUCCAUGUGGUCCAGGCUUUGUAUCCUUUUAGCUCAUCCAAUGAGGAAGAGCUUAAUUUCGAGAAAGGCGAAAUGAUGGAUGUGAUUGAGAAGCCAGAGAAUGAUCCUGAAUGGUGGAAAUGCCGAAAGAGCAAUGGUCUAGUGGGUCUUGUACCAAAGAACUAUGUCACUAUAAUGCAGAACUUUCAGCCCAGCUCAGGCUUUGAGCCAUUGCCACCUCGCUGUGAUUAUAUAGGGCCUUCUGUCACUGGACGCUUUGCUGGCCAUCCGUGGUAUUAUGGAAAAGUUACACGGCACCAGGCAGAAAUGGCGCUCAAUGAACGAGGAAAUGAGGGGGACUUCUUAAUCAGAGAUAGUGAAUCUUCGCCAAACGACUUCUCUGUGUCGCUGAAAGCUCAAGGCAAGAACAAGCAUUUCAAAGUACAGAUGAAAGACAAUGUGUAUUGCAUCGGCCAGCGCAAGUUUGCCACCUUGGAGGAAUUAGUAGAACAUUACAAAAAGGCUCCAAUUUUUACCAGCGAGCAUGGCGAGAAACUUUAUCUAAUCAAGCCUUUGUCUUGAGAGCAACUCGUGGGAAGUGAGGGGUAAAACUCCAGGUUAGGUGCAUUCCCCAAAAGACUGGACUCGUAUAGACUUGGUAACCCCACUAGUGAACCAAAGGCAUCUCCUGGCCCUGCUGAGAAGGACAUUACCUGUAUUGUUACCUUUCUCUCAUUAUGAAUCGGAUUAUGCUAUCAUUUUAUUUUCUAUUUGCUUUACACACUUCCACCCCUGUACAUCUCCCUCCUUAUUUUCUACAUUCUGCCUUAUUAUUGUAACAUAUCAAAGACUUGUAUCAACAACAUGUAUCUUGUUAUCUACGUUUUGGGCUUCUGAGUGAUGGGAUUGUGGUUUACCAUCUGACAGCAGAACUCCACAAUUCCAUCUUUGUGCUGCUUUUAGUGUUGUCCACUCUGUGCUUUGGGACUGUGAAUCUGAAAGGUGUGUUGUGGCCUGGACUGAAUGCUCUUUUCACUGUGGAUUUAGCCUUGUUCUUCGUCGCACUUGCUGUUUAUCAGAUAGGCACUGUGUAUGACUGAUUUGUCUCCAUCUGUUCCUAUCCAGGACAUUUCAUAUUUAUUUGUUUACAAAAUGUUCAUUGCCUUCCAGGUUAUUUGCAUAUUCAAAUAUUUAAUACACCCACAUACAAAGUAGUCAUACCAAAUGCUGUAUGUUGACCUAU
This is a messenger RNA of Rana temporaria (common frog), 2252 nucleotides long. It is a transcript of the gene NCK1, whose product is annotated as NCK adaptor protein 1. Gene Ontology annotation, biological process: negative regulation of PERK-mediated unfolded protein response; negative regulation of endoplasmic reticulum stress-induced eIF2 alpha phosphorylation; positive regulation of translation in response to endoplasmic reticulum stress. The coding region runs from base 464 to 1591 and encodes 375 amino acids. Lineage: Eukaryota; Metazoa; Chordata; Amphibia; Anura; Ranidae. Gene Ontology annotation, molecular function: ephrin receptor binding. The transcript has 5 exons. The record is from RefSeq and is a predicted model, not a curated record.